Menidia menidia (Atlantic silverside) is the source of this 4359-nucleotide messenger RNA. The record is from the annotation of a GenBank genome assembly. NCBI's taxonomy places the organism in Eukaryota, Metazoa, Chordata, Actinopteri, Atheriniformes, Atherinopsidae.
AAGCUCCGGAAAUGCUUUAACACAAACUUCAGCCUCAUGCCUCUUUUUGUUCUGCUCAUGCAGGAGCUUCAGUUCGAGCGUCUAACCAGGGAGCUGGAAGUGGAGAGGCAGAUUGUGGCCAAUCAGCUGGAAAGAUGCAGACUCGGGGCUGAAUCGCCCGGCGCUGGUAGCAGCAGCUCAUCAGAGAAGUCCCUACCAUGGAGAACUGCAGAUGCCUGUGGGGACACCAAGUCUCGGAUGACUGACAGCUCCCAGUCGCCAAGCUACCGAAUCAGGACUGAGUCAGAGCAGGUGUCUCUGUACUCCCCAGAGCAGUCUUCCCUUCAUGAAAGUGAGGGGUCUGGAGGAAACUCGUGCGGGUCAGCCCAAAUGAACUCCUACUCUGAUAGUGGCUACCAGGAAGCCAGCAGUGGCUACCUCUGCAACCAGAACCAGAGCAAGGCUGAGCUGAGGAUGCAGCACUCCUUCCCUGGUGCUGGCACUGGCACCCUGAUGAGGAAUGCCAGGGCUGAGGGCCAGGCUUCAGCCCAGGUUCAAGCAGUCACCGCAGCAGUGCCUGGCCGUGCUAUGCGGAGGGUUAGCUCAGUGCCUUCUCGCUCUCACUCGCCAGCCUAUGCCAGCAGUAUGUCCCCAUCCCGCGGCUCCUUUCGUACCUCAGUUGGCAGUGCCUACGGCUCCCCCAUCGUUACUGAACCCAAACCUCUGUCCAGCAUCUACUCUACGACCCUGCCCUCCACUCAGCGCACCAGUAGCACCGGCGCCAGUGGCUCUCCCUACUCCACCCAGAAAAGCUCCCCGGCAGGACUGCGCCGCGUGGGCUCCUCAAACUCGCGAUCGGGCAGCGCCAGCCGCACCACCUCGCCCUAUCAGACCUCUGCGGCGUCGCCGUCGGGCCGCAUGGGCUCGCCCCUGACAAUGGUGGACAGCGUCAAUGCUCCUCUGACUAAGCAGCCCUCCCACUCGUCGUCCCCCCUCAGGGCCAGCAUGAAAGCUGUGCCGCAGCACUACAGCUCCACUCUGCCUCGCUCUGUGCUCCACAACACUGACCCCUAUGGACCUCAGAGUUAUGACAUUUAUGAGAGGAUGACGCGACCCGACAGCCUCACAGAUGCCCUCAUUGAUGGUGACAUUCAAGGAAUACGGAGCUCCUACGCCAGUCAGCACAGCCAGCUUGGUCAGGAUGUCAGGUCCUCAGUGUCUCCAGACCGCCACAUUGCGCCAAUCUAUGAGGACCGGACACUCCAGGGUCCACUUUACCGCAGCCCCAGCCACACCCAGCAGGGCACCCUCUACAGGAGCAGCUCAGGUGUGGGGAGUCUGCAGAGGUCGUCCAGCCAGCGCAGUGCCAUGACUUACCAAAGAAACAACUAUGCUCUUAACACAGCAGCCGCCUAUGCCGAUCCGUAUCGCUCAGCACAGUGCCGGCCCUCUGACCCAGCCUACGCUCGCCAGGCUCUCGUAAUGGACGACGGAGCUGCCCGCUCCCCUUCCAUAGACAGCAUUCAGAAGGACCCCAGAGAGUUUGCGUGGCGUGACCCAGAGCUGACAGAGGUAAUCCACAUGCUGCAGCACCACUUCCCCUCUGUGCAGGCCAACGCAGCUGCCUACCUCCAGCACCUGUGCUUUGGCGAUAAUCGAAUCAAGAGUGAGGUGGGUCGACUGGGAGGAAUCAAACACCUGGUGGACCUGCUGGAUCACAAAGUCAUUGAGGUCCAGAGGAACUCCUGUGGAGCUCUGAGAAACCUUGUUUAUGGCAAGGUUAUGGACGACAACAAGAUCGCUGUUAGGAAUGCUGGAGGUAUCCCAGCUCUGCUCCGCCUGCUGAGGAAAACUGUGGAUGCAGAAGUCCGGGAGCUUGUGACAGGGGUGCUGUGGAACCUAUCGUCAUGUGACGCCGUCAAGAUGACAAUCAUCCGGGACGCCUUAUCAACACUGACCAACACUGUGAUCAUCCCUCACUCUGGAUGGAGCAGCUCCACCUUUGACGACGACCACAAGCUGAAGUUUCACUCCUCCCUGGUGUUGAGGAACACCACUGGCUGUCUGAGGAACCUGAGCUCGGCCGGGGAGGAGGCCAGAAAACAGAUGCGCACUUGUGAGGGUCUGGUUGACUCACUGCUCUACGUCAUCAAAGCCUGUGUAAACACCUCUGACUUCGACAGCAAGAUUGUGGAGAAUUGUAUUUGCACUCUAAGGAAUCUUUCAUAUCGUCUGGAGCUGGAGAUGCUGCCGUCUCGACUGAUGGGCGGGCAAGAGCUGGAUGGCUUACUGGGCACAGAGUCUCCCAGUAAAGAGGUGGAUUCCAGCUGCUGGGGCAGAAAGAAAAAGAAGAAGAAGAACAGCUUGCAGGAAGACUCAUGGGACGGCGUUGGGCCUAUCCCUGGCUUCUCCAAGUCUCCAAAGGGUGCAGAGAUGCUAUGGCACCCCGCUGUGGUUAAACCUUACUUGACUCUGUUGGCUGAGAGCUCCAAUCCUGCCACUCUGGAGGGUUCAGCAGGGUCCCUUCAGAAUCUGUCAGCUGGAAACUGGAAGUUUGCAGCAUACAUCCGUGCAGCAGUGCGUAAGGAAAAGGGUCUACCAAUCCUGGUGGAGCUGCUCCGGAUGGACAACGACCGGGUGGUGUGUUCAGUUGCCACCGCUCUGAGAAACAUGGCACUGGACGUCAGGAACAAGGAGCUUAUAGGGAAGUACGCGAUGAGGGACCUGGUUAACCGUCUCCCAGGGGGAAACACCACCCUGCUGUCAGAUGAGACUGUGGCAGCCAUCUGCUGCACCCUGCACGAGGUCACCAGCAAAAACAUGGAGAAUGCGAAAGCCUUGGCCGACACGGGCGGCAUCGAGAAGCUGGUCAACAUCACCAAGGGCAGAGGAGACAGGUACUCUGUGAAGGUGGUGAAAGCUGCAGCUCAGGUGCUGAACACACUGUGGCAGUACAGAGACCUGCGCACCAUCUAUAAAAAGGAUGGAUGGAACCAAAACCAUUUCAUCACCCCUGUAUCAACGCUUGAGCGGGACAGGUUCAAGUCCCAGCCCACCCUCCCCACCAACAGCAUUCAGAUGUCUCCAGUCAGCCACCCUGCUGCAAGUGCCACAUCAUCUCCUGCAAUGUUGGGCAUCAAAGAGCACAGAGACACCAUCAGGAGUUAUCAGAGAGCUCCAUCAACUAUGCAAUUUUCUAAUUACCAAGGAGACAGCAGUAUUCAUAGAAAACAGUAUACAGGCUCUGGAAAACCGUCUCCAUAUUACUACUCAUCACCCACAAGGGAGGAGCCCAGAAGAACACAGGUGAAUAUGUUAAUAUUCUGUGUCCUCAUCCACUCAGAGUCGACCCUGCAGACGAACCCACCCGUAUAUUACACUGAAGAGCCCGGCAGGAGAAACUACGACACCUACAGAAUGUACCUGCAGCACCCCCACGGCUACGACGACACAUAUUUAGAGGAGGUCAUCACCUAUCCCCCCACAGUGGACUACAGCUCCCAGCCUGUGGGACUGAAAUCAACCACCAACUAUGUGGACUAUUACGCCAGCACGCAGAGGCCUUCCUACAGGGCAGAGCAGUACCCGGGCUCUCCUGACUCCUGGGUGUAGGUCGGAGACGCCUCCUCUUCCCUCCCCCGAUUCUCAUUUCAGGACAUAAGGAGGAGCAGCUUCACCCUGCGGCGAAGGCCAGGAGCCGGCGGGAGACGUCAUUUUUCAUGAACUGGGCUUUAUAAGUGUGUCUGUUUGAAAGCAGGUGUGCGUGUGUGAGGAGAAGUUUGGCUGAGUGGUAGCAGAUGGAAAGACGGGACGUGUGCCAAAGAGGGAAAUAACGGAAUGUUUUUACGAUUAUUUUUCAUUUAGCCGAAAAAAAGGUGGAAUCAUGCUGGGAGUGCGUUGGGGGACGAUACUGACACUACAGCGACAAGAUGUGCGUUCGGUUGUGUGUAGAUGGUAGUUUGAAAUCUUAGCUGUGAUAGUAUGAAGAAAGGUGUGAGUCACGUAAUUGAAGGUCUGCGGUAAGAGUCAAGAUGAGGAGGGGGGGUGUAUGUUUUAAAGCCAAAAUGGAUCAUGAACUCAUCUGUAAAAAACAAAACAAAAAAGUGAACUAAUGAUGUUAGAUUGUACAGAGGGAUCAAAUUGUAUCUGUACUUAAUGUUGAAACUGUGUAAUGCCAUGGAGUCUUGUACAUUUCUUUGAUUUUAUUGUAAAUACAGAAGAAAAAAACAUCUUACCUGGUUUACACAUCAGCACUGGUUAAAAAAAGAGAACUUGUGCCAUGUUAGAGCUCUAAAGAUAUAUAAUUAUACAAAUCUGUGGACAAAGACAACAUCAUAGCAACCAUGUUAACAUAAUAAAAAGGUCAGUUUUGUUUUUUAA